Messenger RNA from Saprolegnia parasitica CBS 223.65, 1694 nucleotides. RefSeq lists its product as hypothetical. Lineage: Eukaryota; Oomycota; Saprolegniomycetes; Saprolegniales; Saprolegniaceae. Gene Ontology annotation, molecular function: malate synthase activity. Gene Ontology annotation, cellular component: cytoplasm. The record is from RefSeq and is a predicted model, not a curated record. The transcript is spliced from 11 exons. The coding region runs from base 1 to 1611 and encodes 536 amino acids. Gene Ontology annotation, biological process: glyoxylate cycle.
AUGGCAGCGCAGGACCGACUCGCACGCAUCCGUGCCCACCUCCAGGCCAUCGACGUUGCCGUGUAUGUUGCAAGCGAGGCCUCGCCGGCGGCGUCGCCCGACCCCGACAAGCUCGCGACGGUGCUUCCGCCGCCGGCCCUUGCGUUCCUCGCUGGCUUGGCGAAUACGUUCCGGGACGACGUUCGGGCGCUCCACAUAACACGCCUCCAGCGCCAGCUCGAGCUCGAUCUGUGCAGUAGCCUCGACGAGGCGCACGCUUCAUGCGUCUUUCGCAACGGCCCGUACCCCGAUGGCGACGCGUGGACCAUCGACCCGUUGCCCGAGGUCCUGCGCGAUCGCCGCGUCGACAUUGGCGACACGUCGCCAGCGCGCACGGACGAGCUCGUUGCGGCGCUCAACUCUGGCGCGCAAGGUGUUCAAGUGGACAUGGACGACGGCCACUGCCCGUCGUGGAAGAAUGUCAUCCACGGCCACUGGAACCUACUGCAUGCCGCACGAGGGAUGCUGCAAGGCGUGCAGUCGUCGCCGGCGCUGCUCCUACCGCGGCCACGCGCCUGGAACAUGGACGAAGAGCACGUCUUGGUGCACGGCCAUGCGGUGCCCGGCGCCCUCUUUGAUUUUGGCCUGCACAUGUUUCACAGCGCCGCGCACUUGGUUGCGACGGGCCGCGGUCCCUUUUUCUACUUGCCCAAGCUCGAGUCGGCGGCCGAGGCCGGUCUCUGGGCCCGCGUCUUUGCGUACACGGAAGCGACCCUUGGCGUCCCUUUGCAUUCGAUCAAGGCCGUUGUGCUCAUCGAGCAUAUUCUGGCGGCGUUCGAGAUGGACGCGAUCUUGUAUGCGCUCCGGCACUACUCGGCGGGGCUCAACUGCGGCAUGUGGGACUACACUGCGUCCAUCUUGAGCAAGUUUCGGUCGUUCCGUGAGGCGUCGCUGCCCGACCGUCAAGCCCACGUGUCGAUGCAGACGCCGUUCCUAGCACACUACAUGCACGUCCUUCUUGCGACGUGCGCUCGACGCCGCGCACCGGCCACGACCGGCAUGGUGCCGUUCGUUCUCGCACAGGCCACGCCGGCGGAGGCCGCUGCGAUGCUGCAAAAGACCCGCGCGGCCAAGACGCACGAAGCAAUCGCCGGCUCCAACGGCGCGCUGGUAUUUGAUCUUUCGCUCGUCCAAGAGGUCCAAGAGAUCUUUGCUGCGCAGGCGACGCCGCGGGAGGUGGAAGCCACCUCGAUGCCGAGUCCGCGCGAUCUUCUCGCGCUGCCACGUGGCCACGUGACGAUGCACUCGGUCGCGUUCAACUUGCGCGUCGUCCUCGCCUACAUUGAGGCGUGGGGGCGCCAGGACGGAGUCGUCGUCCUCGACCACUGCGUCGAAGACUCGGCGACAGCCGAGAUUGCUCGGUCCCAGCUCUGGCACUGGAUCAAGUUUGAGCAUCCGAUUCAUGCCACCGACCUCGUCGUGUCCAUGGCACUCGUCCAUGCGCUGCUCGCGCCCAUCUCGGACGCGUAUACGCCGGCGACGCGCCGCCUGACGCUCCACUUGCUCCACGUGCAGCACUUUCCAACGUUCCUAACCUCGUUUCUCCAGUCGCAGCGCCUCUUGUGGCAGUAGAAGACGAAGAAGCAGAGAUCGGCUGUACACAAUAUUGGUUCGUAUCGUCGGUCGAUCAUGUAAAGCUUUCCAUACUCGCAACG